Rotaria sp. Silwood2 is the source of this 1989-nucleotide messenger RNA. The record is from the annotation of a GenBank genome assembly. NCBI's taxonomy places the organism in Eukaryota, Metazoa, Rotifera, Eurotatoria, Philodinida, Philodinidae.
AUGGCUACAACACUUGUUGCUCAACCAAGUCAAAAUCUCGAAACAUUCAUUCUUCUUUGGCUUGAUAGUUUAGUAAAUAAAUCAGAAGACAACAUUGAUACUAAAAAAGUUCUUCGACAAGCUUUAACUUAUGUCAUCCCAUUUGAUGAUAGUGAAAAAUGUCUGGAAUUUAUUCAAUCACAUGCACAAGAAAGAAUUGUUUUAAUUGUUAGCGGCCGAUUAGGACAAAUCUUAGUACCACAUAUUCAUGAAUUUCCACAAUUGAUUUCAAUCUAUGUUUAUUGUUCUGACAAGGAACGAAAUGAAAAGUGGGCUAAAGAUUUCAUUAAAGUAAAAGGUGUAAUUGUUGAUUUAAAUAACUUAAUUAUACGAAUAAAAGCUGAUCAAACAAAACGAAAUGAUUAUAAAAUUGAUGAAUCAUUACCAAUAAGAGUUUUUUAUAAGAGUUCUGAAGAAAAACAAUCUGUAGUUAUAAAUAAUAAUAAUUUUAUUUAUUUGCAAUUAAUAAUCGAUUGUUUAAGUCAAAUGAAAUCAAAAUUAAAUACAAAACCUAAACUUAUUUCAUUAUGUAAAGAAGAAUAUAAAGACAAUAAAAAGGAAUUAAAUGAUAUUUAUGAAUUUGAAGGAAAUUAUACAUCUGAUCGUGCAAUAUGGUGGUUAACAAGAGAAUCAUUUGUUAAUAAUAUGUUAAAUAAAGCAUUUCAAUCGAUAAAUAUUGAUUUAUUAUAUUAUUUUCAUUUUUUUAUAACUGAUAUUCAACAACAAUUAAUAGAAAAUAAAUAUUCAUCAUCACUACGUACUUUUCGUCCUCAAUUAAUGUCAAAUCAAGAAAUAAAAUUAUUAAAAUAUUCAAUGGGUGAAUUAAUUUCAAUUAAUACUUUUUUUUUUACCACACCAAAUCGUCUACAUGCAAUUGAAAUGUUUCAAAGUUCUGAUAUAAAACCGGAUUUCAAACGAGUUUUAUUCCAAAUUGAUGCUGAUUCUCAACUUGAAGAUAUGAAACCAUUUAGUGAUAUUACUUCAUUAAAUUAUUUUACUGGUACAGAUAUUAUACUUUUUAUGGCUGGAACAAUAUUUCGUCCAGUUGAUAUUUGUCAAGAAAAUGAUAUGAUGAUUAUACAAAUGGAAACAUAUAAUGAUAAAGAUCGAACUAUUAAGACAAGAAUAGAUAUUGCUAAAGGAGAAGAAUAUGGUGAUACACCAGAUCUAUUUUCAUUUGGUUAUGUACUUUCAAAGAUGAAAAAAUUUGAUGAAGCUGAAAAGUAUUAUAAUCGAUUGUUAGAAGAAAUGCCUAAUGAUCAACAUUCAAAAAUAUGUUGUUAUCAAGGAUUUGGUGCGAUGGCAAUGGAAAAGAAAGAUUAUGAUUCAAGUAUUCAAUAUUAUCAACAAGCACUUAAUAUGAAGAAAUCGAUAUUAAGAUCUGAAGAUCCUGAAAUAGCUUCUGCAUAUGGCACUAUCGCAGAUAUUUAUGUUAAGAAAGGUGCAUUUACUGAAGCAUUUCAAAUAUAUAAUGAAGCAUUAAAAAUAUGGACUCGAGCGUUAGGUAAAGAUCAUCCAAAGGUUGCAACAUGUUAUAAAAGUAUUGCUUGUAUAUUUGAAAUGCAAAAUAAAUAUAAUGAAGCUAUUGAUUAUUAUGAAAAAGUUUUAAUAAUAUACGAACAAAAUUCCAGUAUUCAUGAGGCUGAUGUAGCUCAACUACAUAAUCAUAUCGCACUUAUAUAUAAUAGUAUUGGUGAUUUGAAUCAAGUAUUAAAACAUUACAAAUUAGCUUGGAAAAUUUUCUCAAAAGUUUAUUCUAAUAAUCAUCCAGAUGCGAUAACAGCAUUGAAAAAUAUUGGUCUUACUUAUGAAGCAGCUGGUAAUUUAAAUCAAGCUCUAGCACAUUAUGAAAAAAUAGCUUCAAUACAUCGUCAACUAUUACCUUCAAAUCAUCCUGAGAUUAAUGAAAUUCAACGAGAUAUUAAUCGUGUAUAUUCUCAAUUAAAAUAG